Messenger RNA from Pocillopora meandrina, 7835 nucleotides. NCBI's taxonomy places the organism in Eukaryota, Metazoa, Cnidaria, Anthozoa, Scleractinia, Pocilloporidae. The record is from the annotation of a GenBank genome assembly.
AUGCAUUUAGAACUGACGUCAUGCACUUCUCUUGCGCUUGCGCUAAGACAGGCUUGGCAGCUAAGCAAAACAAGGCUCGGAUUCUUAGCUUUGCCGUGUGGGGAGGUUUACAAUGAAUAUACCAGGAGGAUUUCUGCCGGUUUUAAUUCAGCAUGUUUCCUUUUUAAUGGUACAAAUAUAGAAAUUUCGAUCAAAUAAUAGAGAUCAAAAUGCAAGAACUAGAGAGGUGGCCUAUUUUCAGUCUCCUGAAUGAAGAGUUUUUGGUAGCUGUAAGAAUAGCGUGUGUUUUUGGAAACUCAGGAAAUGAAGCGAUUGUUGUCACGAAAGACGAUGAUGUGUUCGCGCUAGGAUCAAAUGGAAGCAGUUGUCUUGGAGUUGGAGAUGCUCAGAGUUGUCUUCAUCCCAGGAAAGUAGAAGCCUUGUGUAAAAAGAAUGUGGUGUCCCUGGCAUAUGGCAGUGGUCCUCACGUCCUUGCAGUGACAGGUUACUUUUUUAUACUGUCUAGAAGUAACAAAGAUAUUAUGUGCCUCUGAUCUAAAUCAAUUUCUUAAAUUUCCAAACUCGUUUGGGUAGAUUAUGCUAAAAAAAGGAAUUUUUCUCUCUUUGCUAUUUAUAAUACUUUCUAGAUCGUAAAUGAAAUUUGAGAAUUCUCAAGGAAAUCCCAAAAAGACUAAUGUUUAAACCAUAAAUAUCCCAUGCUGAAUAUUAAAAUAAGCAACAUUACUGUAAUAAUUCAAAUCAAGGUGAAUCUCUCUUGGAAAAAUGCUACGUUUAUUGACUUGUGUUUACUCAUGUUAAGAAUUAUUUGCAAUGGUCAUAUCCUCAAAACAACUGAUGGUGAACUGAUUAAGUUGGAAAAUGCUUGGUCAGAGUUUGUCACCAUAAACAUUCCAAAGCCAUGAAUUUGUUACCAACUAAACCUACCCCACCCUUUAAACUGGGAGAAGCUUUGAUCAUUACAAUUGCUAUGCCUCACUUUCAUACAAAGUUCAAUGACAGUGCUUUCAAUAAGACCUGGCACCCACUGGAGCUCUGGCAGGUAUUCUGCUGUGAAUCGCUGGGUAUACUUUGGAAGCUUUCAAGCAGACUCACAAAGUGAGACCUAAAACACCACAAGAUCUUCUAGAGUUAUUUCAUUCAAGUUUUAUCUUUUUAAAUGAGUUUUGAUAAAAAUGAGAGAUAUUUUCUUAUCCUGAAUUCCAGCAUACAUUUCAUACAUUUCCAGUGAAAAAAGAUUUUGAGUUUCCAGCAAUGUACUGACUCAAAUUUCAGAGGACUUUUUAUGUGAAACUCAGGGAGCAGGCUUGUGUGUCUGCAAGUGGAAGAUUUUGAUCAGAAAUAAAACAAUUAAUGAAACAAUUGUUAUAAAGGAGACGAAAAUUUAAUAAUCAUCUAUGGAAUUUUUACACUGAAAACUCUGUUUAGCUUAGUUUGUUCUGAAUGGAAGUAAUGGGAUAAUAAGGGGAAUAUUCUCUGGCAGGUGCUUUACCAAGGUAGCCACCUUCCUCAAAUCUUAUUGAAAGCACUGAAUGACCCUCAUGAUGACCCUGAUGAUGGUCUGGAGAUUUGGAGACUCUUUUAUCUUCUAAAUAGGAUUUUAUCCUGUAUUAUAAUCUUUCAGGAGAGAGUAGUCCAUGAAAAGAACUGUUGUCAGCAGUAGUGACAGAUGUUUUGACAUUGUGAAGGGAAGUGACUGUCAGAUUCUAAUGAUGACCUCUGAUGAUGACUUCUGCUAAGGGUGUCAAAAUGUAUGUGGCUACCAUGGAAAAAUAGUCCUUCUCAUGACUAGUCCCACAAGGUCUAUCAGAUUACAAGAUCAAAAAAACGUUACUGGUAGGUUUUAAACAUUUGCUGAAAUACGUUUUCUAUGUGUUUUUGUCUUUUUUUAGAAGCAGGUGAAGUAUUUACCUGGGGUCAUAAUGGCUACAGUCAACUUGGAAAUGGAAACACAAACCAAGGUUUAAUCCCAUCACCUGUCACUUCUGGACUACAUACGAAAAAAGUUUUUCAAGUGGCCUGUGGUAGUCAUCACUCUCUUGCACUUACUGUAGAAGGAGAGGUAGAGUCAGAAUGGAAAAUUGUCUUUUUUACUUGCCAGUCAGUAGCUCAUGUUUUUGGAUUGCACUGAUAAGUAUUUCUGUCUGAAAUUGUAUGACAGGUGUUUGCCUGGGGAUACAAUAACUGUGGACAGAUAGGUACUGGAAACACAAACAAUCAGACUGUACCCAGAAAAAUAAAUUCAGCAAUGAUAGGUUAGUAAAUGAUCUCUAUAGUGUUCCAGGCUGUAAAUGUUUUGGUUGCUAUAGCUGCUAAAAUAAAUUCAGUAGCCAAAUUUGCGGUGUGAGGUGCCAAUAUGGUGACUUGUGAUUGUCAGUCAUUGUCAGCAAGUAUUAAAAUUAUGUAUUGUAGUUUCUAUGGUCUGUAAUCAAAGCUAGGUAAACAAAUUCUUAAAAUGUUUCACAUUUUCAUUUUUAUAUAGGGACAAAAAAGAUAAUUGUAAUUGCUUGUGGUCAGACAUCUUCUAUGGCUUUGUCAGAUGCUGGAGAGGUAAGAGUACAUAUAUUCUUACUUUCACUAAAAUUGUUUAGAAAAUAGACAGAGUACACAUCAAAUUUUGUAAAAAUAAUGUAGUUUUAUCAACUGAGUUGAUGACGUAAGUUGAUUACCCUGAAGAGUUUUUAAAGCUGAAGUUUUGGGCAUUAGCCCUUUAUUAUAUUGCAAGUUUGUUCUUUUUUGUUGCAGCUGUUUGCUUGGGGUUACAAUGGCAAUGGUCAGUUAGGAGUUGGUAACAAUGCUAAUCAGCUGACACCAUGCAAAGUUAUUGGACUUGUUGGAACAAUCACAACACAAGUAUGAAUGAACAUAAACUGAACAGUAAAUUAUGAUGAAUUAGAUCAAAAACUUAAUCCUUUCAAGAAUUACACCUACUAACUAUUUAAUGAAAUGAUGUUUUAGAUUGUAUGUGGUUAUGCCCACUCACUGGCUCUAUCAGAUGCUGGAUGUCUGUAUGCCUGGGGGGCUAACUCCUAUGGACAGCUUGGAACAGGGAACAAGGCACACUUAGUCACACCAACCAAGAUAGGGUUGGAUAAAGGAAGGUAUGUAAUCAUGUUGUUUGAAGUAUUUUUUAUAUGACAGGUCAUUUAAGAAUUGUGUUGACCCAGUGGUUAAUGUGCUGGACCUCAGAUUGAGGAUUUGAAUGCUUUUCUUUUUAAUCAUUGACACUUGCUAGGUUUGUUGAAGUUGCUGCUUGUCAUUACAGUCAUUUAUCAGCUGCUAUGACAGCCACAGGAAAGGUAUGCACUGUUUAUGUUAGUACACCCUUUGUACAAUCACCUUUAGGUAAUAGUUUACAAAGUUUUUCUACUCAUGAAUCAGUAUAUCCCAGCAGGGCUCCAAGCUCAACUUUUUCCAUUGUCACCAAUUGUUUUCCUAAGUUGAUUGAAUGGUAGCAGCCAGAAAUGUUAUUUUACUCCUAGGAAAACAUUAUUUUCUGACAGAUAUUUCUUAAGUCCUUUGAACACUGAAAUUAGGCAAAAGUGGCUGAAAAAAAAAACCAAACAAACUUUAGGGUCAAAAAGCAGACAAAAGAGCCCAAAAACUGAAAGAAGGGUACAAAAUGAGACAAAGGUGUCCAAACACAGAUUAUAACAUCUAAACUCAGACAGAAAUGUCUGAAAGAUUUAAAAUAUUGUCUGAAAUCAAAUGUUGGUGUCCGAAAUAGCAUGGAAAUGUCUGAAAAUAGACAGUGGCAUCCAAAAUUGGACAGAGAAGUAUUCAAAAUUGGAAGGUAGUGCUCUGAAGCAGACAGAUGAGUCUGAGAAUGAAUGAUUGUGAUGAAUUUCAGAUGACAGCAUCCUGCAUGAUAUGGUAGUGUCAGAAAUUGUUUAGACCACCAGAAUAGCUGCAACUUGAAGCCUUCCUUAUAGGGUUUUGGAAUUGCUUGGCAAGAACCUGGCAUUAGGGAUUGUUCAUUGUCUAAUGGAUCCUCAAAGAGGUGGAACCUUUUACGUGACUGCACAAGAACAUAGGGUCCUUUGAAAAUAGGAAGCUGCUAUCAAAAAAGUUUUCCAUUUAGCUAUAAUUUUCAAAUUGUUAAUAUCUGAAUAAUCUUUUAAAAACUAAUUUCCACUGCCUUAUAGGUCUUUAUGUGGGGUCAGUGUCGAGGGCAGGCUGUCACAAGUCCUAUGGAAACAAAGUUUACCAGAGUUGACACCACCUUUGCAUGUUUUGCCUCCCCACAGUCGAUGGCAAGACCUCUUAUUGUUGGUUAGUAACAAGUCAGUUGUACAAAUUAUUACUAAUAACAGUAACUGUAAGUCAGAGUUUGUUUGAACAAUGGUAAGUCACAAUGCCAUUAUUCAAUAACCUUGGGAUGUUUUGUGAAUAAUCUGGCAACUUUAUUGUCUUUGCCCCAUUAUCUUCAGACCAGGUUCAGGAAAAGAGAGUUGAACAGAGUGUUAGAGAUGCAUUUAAUGAUCAGGUAUCGUCUUCAUAUCAUGGGUGCGUACUCCACCAAUGUAUCAAACAGUAGCUUGUAUUACUUUUAUUUUGUUCAUUGUUUUGGAACUUUAACGUUUAAAAUUCUUUAAAUCGAACCUACGAACCUGACCGAAUCCGAGCAUAUAAGCCUUGUAGAGAGGGAAUGCUCGUAAUAUGGUUAAUAAAUAAAUUAAUAAAUAAACACAUAAAUAAAUAAAUAAAUAAAUAAAAUAGUCGUUUAAUUAAUCAUCAGACAUAUCAGUUUUACUGUGUCGUCUAUUUGUAACAGGAAACAAGCGAUCUAACGUUUUUGAUUGACGGCAAACCGGUUUAUGUGCACAAGUCCUUGCUCAAAAUAAGGUAACGUUAUCUUCAUUUCUUUGCAUUGGUUAACUAUGUGCGAGCUUCGAGGAGCCUCGAGUGAUGUAGACCGGCAUACACAGACAAGAAGUCAAACGAGUGCGCGCGCGCGAGAGAGAGAAGUUACCCCUACAUGAAAUGAUUAUCAAGGGUGUUGGUCUUGUCAUGACUUCUCAAAAUAACAUCAUUUGGUGAGCAAAACUGAACAAAAACGUAGAUUGAAAAGUCGUACACAUUUAUUUAUCACUUAUUUUUAGAAUGUCAUAAGUAAUGAAGUCAAAACAGAGGUACAUAUUAAGAAAAUCAAAGCUAAAACUGAGUUCCUUUGUUAAAUCAAAACAAACUUUUUUCCUAACAGGUGUGAACACUUUCGGAGCAUGUUCCAGGCGCACUGGGAUGAAGAUGAAAAAAGGUUAAAAGCAGUUUUUAUUUUUCCUAAAUGCGGUUGAAAUGUUUUUAAAUGAAGCAAAUUUGCUGUGGCUCAGAAGUGUUUUUGUUGUGUUUGUAGCGUGAUAGAAAUCACACAAUUCAGCUAUCCUGUGUAUUACGCUUUCUUGGAGUAUCUCUACACUGAUCAGGUUCAUCUGCUGCCUGAAGAUGCCAUCGGUGAGUCAGAUGUCAGAUUUUCGAUAUCUAAAGAGUGUCAAACUAAGGUUCAAGCAGCUAUGAGCGUUUUUCGGUUUUGUUGAUGAACCAAAUCCGAAUAAAUCACAAUGGACAACUGGAACGAAGAGGAAACAUCACAAAGGAGCCAAAGAGAAAUCAGAAGCGUAGGAUUGAGCGGUGAUUGUUUUAAUUUUGCAUCUGAUUGGCUGGCAGGGUGCUGCGAGUUUUCCAGACUUUCUACAUAAUGAAGUGGAGCCUUGAAAACCAAUGCUCCACCGUAAUACUUUUGAAACCCGAUAGAAAUGUUCUUGCAAACCUAUUAGAGUGCAUUUCGAUUUAGUGUCGUAAAUCCAAAACCACAUUUGUCCAACGGCCAUUCAGAAGAAAAGGAAAAUACCUCCAGGAACCAACGAGGACUCAAAAUAAAUUCAAUCGAACUGGCCAAAGCGCGGGAAAACGCGGGUGACUAAGUCGUGAUUGGUUUUAGUUUUGAAUCUGAUUGGUUGAGAGAUUGGCGUGAGUUUUUUACCUAUCAUAGAUUGAAGUAAGGCAAAACCAAUACAAUCCCGCAUUGCUGUUGGCCCCUAAUUAAAGAUGGCUCGAAUGUGUGUUCUUGGACCAGCGUUUACCCUCCCAUGCUUCUUUGUUAACUUAUUUUUUCAGGUCUCUUGGACUUGGCGAAUUCAUAUUGCGAGACACAGUUAAAACAUCAGUGCGAACGGAUUAUCAAACAAGGAAUUACCGUUGAAAAUGCUGCCAUGUUACUUGCAGCAGCCAUCAAAUACGAGGCCUCGGUAAGAAUUUGAUUGGAUAAUCAGUCUAGUAUUCAGUGGUCACGCUCCGACAAUUCCUUUCAGACGUGAAACGAGGACAUCCUCCUCCUUUUCCGCCCAUAAGGAAUUAGGUCGAGCAUAGCCUCCGUUACGAGAUUUUCUGAUAAGCAGUUGGUUAUUUCUCCUGCGUAGCCGUGGUCUGGUCUGGUCAUACGUUCUUGCGCUGCGUGAGGAGACCAUAUAACGGCUAAGCAGUAGAUGGAAUUGACGUCUAAUAACUCAAAGAACUGCGCCGCAAAUAAUUUGACUUGUUCUUUUGAUUAGAGAAAUGUUAAAGUGAUCUUUGCCCUUUCACUCUCGAGAUCUGGUGUCAAUUCUCCGCACUAUUCCCAAUGCGUAUUUAUAAUUUUGGCUCUAGGAUUUUUGUAUUAGAUCAAAAUACAUCCUCUCAUUGAUGUAAUUCUCUCAUCUCCUCACCCUUCUGCUUAAAAACGUAUCGAUAUUCUAGGAGAAAUUUUCUUUGGUCUUUCCAUGAUGAUUCAGAAUGGAGAAAAAUUAACAUUGUGGCGAAGAAUGCUUCUUUUACCGUGAUAACCAACAAACCAUAAUCACAAAUUAACCAAAUGUAAUAUUUUUGUUUUUUGUUUUUAGGAUCUUGAGGAAUUUUGCUUCAAGUUUUGUAUCAAUCACUUGACAGCUGUCACCCAGACUAAAGCCUUUAAUCAUCUUGAUGAGGGAACUGUCAAAGAAUUUAUUAAGAAAGCCGGCAUGUAUGGUGCUUUUAAGUAUUGACACGAAUCUUGUGAAUGAAAAGAAAGAUCCAUUGCUUCCCUGUUGAUUGUAGUUGAUGGAGGUUGGAGACAUCGACCAGUUCGUAUAAUGUAAAGGGGUUACAUUCAGGAGACCCAGUGUUUAUUCAGCAGGCAGCUGUCAUCACUAACGUUGCGGCACAAACUUUUCCUUCGCGCGUGAGAAAGUCAAAAGCUUGGGGUAAAGUGAUUCGGCGAGAGAUCUGCGAGGGAUGAAGCCCCACUGUUAGUGCCAGACCCCUCGCAGUUUCGCUUUGUCCAAGGCCACAAACUUUCUUGAUGUCACAGAGACGAUCGUGCUUCAGCGCUGAUAAAAGCCUGUCUGCACGCUACUCUGUUUCUUCUUCGUACCCACUGUAAGCUUUUCUUUGUUGAAAAUUACCGUUGCAUUUCGUUAAAAAAAAUUAAAUACGGUUUCUGGAUUUCUUCUUCGGAAUUAUUUUUUUCCACUUUUCCAUACGUAGGCUAACCUUUGAAAAGUGAUAAUCGAAAAAUUCCGUCGAGGGGCCGGUGGCCUCGUUACUUUCAACACAGUCUGUGGUCAUUCCUUCAGACGCGAUCUUAUCAUUAAACUUUAUCAAUAUUUUCUUGACGAAACAUUCAGAACUAAGCUUUGUAUGAUAUGUAUCAUAACGUGGAAUGUUUGAUUUAAGAAAAGAAUGAUCUACGAUUUAAGAAAACAGUAUUCGAUGUAUAAUUUCAACGUGUUUAGGGUGCCUGGAUGCGUCAAUAAUUUACUUAUUUAUUAGUAUUUGAAAAUAAUAUAUACAUAUGGAAAGUAACUACAUUAAAGUUCACAUGUGAG